Molecule: messenger RNA, 7620 nt
Organism: Sebastes umbrosus (honeycomb rockfish)
Lineage: Eukaryota; Metazoa; Chordata; Actinopteri; Perciformes; Sebastidae
Gene: ppargc1a
Product: peroxisome proliferator-activated receptor gamma, coactivator 1 alpha
Exons: 13
Coding region: 735-4577 (1280 amino acids)
Biological process (GO): positive regulation of transcription by RNA polymerase II
Cellular component (GO): nucleus
Molecular function (GO): RNA binding; transcription factor binding
Source: RefSeq, a predicted model, not a curated record
GAGUCACUCCCCUGCACUACUUUUAAUAGCUUUGUCAUGUGAUGGAAAGCAGUUGUAAGACAGGUGCCCUCGGUUCAUUCUCGGCGAGGGGCAGCAGUUGCCUGUGAGUGGGAGAGCGAGUGGGAAGCGUGUGUGGAUAUUUCUUUUUUUUACUUGAUUUCUUUCUUUUUUUUUUUUUUCCUCCUCCUUUUUCCUUUAUUUCUUUUUUUUUUUUUUGGUGCGGACCGUCAUUCAGUGUCUGGAUGGCGUGGGACAGGUGUAACCAGGACUCGGUGUGGAGAGAAUUAGAGGUGAGCGCACUUCUUCUUUUCAUCUGUUUCUAGCCCUCUGGACUUUUCUUUUUUUUUUUAUCCACCUCUCUAACUGGACACGUUGGACAACACACUGACUAUCCGAGACAGACAGUGGUUUUUCCACUCUCUCUCUCUUUCUCGUCUGCUCUGCUGCUGCUGCUGCUGCUGCUGGCGGUGGUGUAGUGCGCGUCUGGACGCAGUUUGAGGAUGCGGAGGGACAUACAGUACAACACGGGAAUACAUGACAAGUGGAGGGAAUAUGCGGAGUCUCUCUUUUCACCUCAGUUAAAGAUGUAGUUUGUUGUAACGCGUGCACAAGACCAUCGCUCUCCUCUCGUAGGAUCUCUCUCUCAGACGGAGCUUGCGGAUAUCUGUCCUCCUGCAGCCGCGGACUGUAGACGCGCUCCGUGCGCCAGAGAGGAGGGGUGCUUUCAUGCCGAAAUGACUGAAAUGUCUCAAAGUCAGUGUGCUGCCUUGGUUGGCGAAGACCAGCCCCUCUGCCCAGAUCUCCCUGAACUGGACCUCUCAGAGCUGGAUGUCAGUGACUUAGAUGCAGACAGCUUCCUGGGCGGCCUCAAAUGGUACAGCGACCAAUCGGAGAUUAUUUCCACCCAGUAUGGCAACGAUGCGUCCAAUCUUUUUGAGAAGAUAGAUGAAGAAAAUGAGGCCAACUUGCUGGCAGUGCUUACAGAGACCCUGGACAGCAUCCCGGUGGAUGAGGACGGAUUGCCUUCGUUUGAGGCCCUGGCAGAUGGGGACGUGACCAAUGCCAGUGACCGGAGCUGUCCCUCCUCCCCCGACGGCUCGCCGCGCACCCCAGAGCCCGAGGAGCCUUCACUGCUGAAGAAGCUCCUUCUGGCACCCGCAAACUCCCAGCUCAGCUAUAAUCAAUACACAGGUGGCAAGGCACAGAACCAUGCAGCCAGCAUCAACCACCGGAUCAGACCACCACCUGCCGUCGUCAAGACGGAGAGCCCCUGGAAUGGCAAAGCAAGAGGGGGCUCCAGCCAACAGAACCGCCCGGUGAGGCGGCCUUGCACUGAGCUGCUGAAAUACCUAACAGCCACCGAUGACAUCCUGCUCCACACCAAAGCCAGUGAAGCCAAAGGCACCUGGGGGGGUGCCAGUAGCAGAGACAAGAGUGGCCUGGGUCUCGGUGCCUCUUCCUCUUCCUCCUCGCCGUCCUCGUCGUCCACCUCCUCGUUCUCCUCCCUCUCCUCCACAUCUUCCUCCUCUUCUUCCAACGCCUCCAAGAAGAAGUCAGCCGUGCCAUCUCAACAACAACAACAACAGCAGCAACAGCAGCAACAGCAGCAACAGCAGCAACAGCAACAGCAACAGCAACAGCAGCAGCAACAGCAGCAGCAGCAGCAGCCGCCGCAGCAGCAUCACCAGCGAGGUGAGAGCCGGGCUGCAGGCGAGUGUAGUGUGGCUGGUGUUGGGGCUGGGAAGUGGCAGCGUUGCACUCACGAUGACGCGGUUGAGGAGUCAGAGGGUGCUUCUAUCCCUGCCGGCCACAGAACCUCCACCUGCGGCCAUGCCCGCCCCAAACUGGAGCACGGGCCGCCCAGUGAAGAAGGAAGGCCGCCAGGCGAUGCGGGCCGCCUGGCCGCCGCUAGGUUUAUUAGGUAUAUGCAUUCUUAUUCCCUCCCUCCCCGAGAGGUGAGUCACAGCUGUGAGCAUUGCCGAGAGGCUGCGGGCGCCACUCAGGCUAGUGAGGGCUUUGGCAGGCAAGGCCGUAGAAACAGUAAAGGUGCCAGCCGCGCACCAAAUAGGCACAUCACGGUAACUAUUAGGAAAAGAGACGAGAAGCCGGGGCACCCCUUACUUAGCCAGCUGCUCACCUCCAAACAGAGGCCUGCUCGGUAUCGAGCCCACCUACUCCCACCUAAGAUCACCCCCAGCAUUCAGAACAAAUCGGCAGGUAAGAGGUCUGAGAGCCCAGCGAAGGCUCCCUCAAAGGUGGAGGAGGAAGAGUUGGGAGGGACCCCUGAUUGUAGAAAGCGGGGAGUAAGUCAGCUUAAAGAGCCUGACUCGGGGUCCCUGUUGUCACCUCUGGCCUUUGACCUAGAGAGCUGGGUUAACCAGCCAGACUCGGGGCUAGACCUGGGCUUUGGACUAGAGCUCGGGUGGCUAAGCCAGGGGCUCUAUGGGGAGGAUGUUGACCAUGACGAUGAUGAUGCUGGUGUUGAUGAUGAUGAUGAUGACCAUGUCACAAGCAGCGCCGCUGCGGUGCUCUCGCAGGGUCCACUCUUCCCAGAUACUAGAUUUGCAGAGCCCGCCCCUCCCCGCAUCACACAAGGGCAAGGGCACCCACACAGGCAGGCACUCAGCGAGCACCCCGACGACCAGGGCCUCCCGUUGUUAGCCAAACCAACCACCUUGCCACUUCCUUUGACCCCAGAGUCUCCAAAUGACCACAAGGGAUCACCGUUUGAGAACAAAACCAUUGAACGCACAUUAAGUGUGGAGAUUGCUGGAACCCCAGGUCUGACACCACCUACCACGCCCCCACACAAAGCCAGUCAAGAGAAUCCUUUCAAAGCAUCGCUCAAAACCAAGUUGUCUUCAUGUUCCUCAUCGGCCUUGGCAUGCAAAAGAGCCAGGCUGAGCGAGUCGGGCCCCGGCGCUCUGGCCCCGGCCCCAGUCGCCUCAGGCGGGGGCCCCACCAGGAAGGGUCCCGAACAGACUGAGCUCUAUGCCCAGCUGAGCAAAGCGUCCACCGCCCUACCUUACUCGGUCACCACGGGGGGCGGCCUUGAGGAGCAUCGCAGCACUAGCAACAAUAAGCGGGCGGCGCCCCGCGGCUACAGUGACCAUGACUAUUGCCAAGCGUCGGCUAGCGCUAAGAAGGACGGCGGCAACACAGCCACCGUUACCGUGACUACAGCGGCGGCGGAAAUGACGCUCACAUCAGGUGCCACCGCUGCUCCCGCGCCUACUACUGCGGGCAAAGUGGAGGACAGGCAUGUCGAAUGUAAGGACUCAGCCAUGCCGUCAUCCUCAUUAUCAUCUUCAUCUUCUUGUUCUCCAUCAUCAGCUUCAUGUGGUCUUUUGGCUAAGCAUCAAAACGUUGUGAAUGGAGAAGCAGCCCGGGUCCAGGAGUUAGGGAAGCAGACCCUUACACAGAUCUCCUCACAAGAGGCCACUACUGACUGGGACCAACUCCACUCUUCUGCCAUCAGCCGGAAGCUCCUGUGUGACCAGGAAAUCAGAGCAGAACUCAACAAGCACUUUGGCCACCCCUUACAAGCCCUUUAUACAAAGGGUGGCAAGGAGAGAGAAGCAGGCAGCAAACCAAGUAAGGCUGCAGCCCCGAAGUCCCUCGAGGAGGGAGAGAGGCCGCCUGGCUCCAGCUACCUGCACCCAGGCUUCCUCCCCUUCCAGGACGAGCUGGAGCUGGGCGAGGGCCGCGAGAGUCGCUUCCUCUAUCCGUGGGAGGGAACCCCUCUGGACCUUCUCUUCGACUGCCCCCCCUGCUCUCCCUCGUGUUCCCCGCCAUCCAGCUGCUCCCCUUCACGAGGCUCCGUCUCCCCACCGUCCUCCCUCCUCCUCUCGCCCAGCAGGCCUUUCUGCUGGACCAGCAGCGGAUCCCGCUCCCGUUCUCGCUCCCAAUCCGACUCCCGCAGCUCCUCCUCGCACUACCGGAGGCGCUCCCUCUCCAGUUCACCUGACAGACGCCCCACCUCCUGGUCUCGUCACGUCACAGAUCCAAGCACCCUUCGUUCCAGGACUCACAAGAGCCCCCACCAUCAGUCUCGAUCUCCUCUCAGCCGCAGGCCAAGGUAUGACAGCUACGAGGACUACCAGCACGAGAGGCUGAAGAGGGAGGAGUACCAGCGGGACUACGAGAAGCGGGAGUUCGAACGGGCCGAGCAGAGAGAGAGGCAAAAGCAAAAAGCAAUAGAGGAGAGACGGGUGGUGUACGUGGGGCGACUGAGGUCCGACUGCACCCGGACAGAGUUGAAGCGCCGCUUUGAAGUCUUUGGCGAGAUUGAAGAAUGUGCGGUGAACCUGAGGGACGAUGGGGACAAUUUUGGCUUCAUCACGUACCGCUACACUUGUGACGCCUUUGCCGCCCUUGAGAACGGACACACCUUACGCAGGUCAAACGAGCCCCAGUUCGAGCUGUGCUUCGGCGGACAAAAGCAGUUCUGCAAAUCGCAUUACACAGACUUGGACUCCCACUCGGACGACUUUGAUCCAGCCUCCACAAAAAGCAAGUAUGACUCCAUGGAUUUUGACAGUUUGCUGAGGGAGGCCCAGCGCAGCCUGAGAAGGUAACCGGUUCAGUGGCACCUGCCGUCUGUCACAAAGAGGGACUUCUGAUACCUCACUGUUGUUUCUCGCUCCUUUGCCGACGAGACUACCAGAAGUUUUACACUCUAUGUUAUAGAGUAUAUAAAGAAUAAGUCUAUAGACCUAUAUCAAUAUAAAUGAAUAUAUCAAAAAUAAAGUUUACAUGAACAUAGCUGCUGAAGAAGCUGGGAAGAGACGUUGCAUUCUGGGAAAGCCAGUGAACCCUCAUAACCUGGUGCACUCUACUGCUGUACAACCAUCAGUGAAAGAAGAAGAAAAAAAAAACUUUCAUGAUUUUUUUUUUUCUCCAAGCACUACAAAGCCCACAAUUCUUUGGGGGUGAAAACAUGCAGCUUGUUCGGCCAGAUUUGUUUUCUUUUGCUGUUGAUUUUUAUUCUUUCUUUUGAAUCUGGUGUUUGGAUCUAGUGUUACAAACAAAAGUAUAGGGAAUUGUAUCUUGGAGGUAAAAUUCUCAAGGUAACAUUGUUGUCUACAUUUUAAGGAGAAAUGUAGCCGUGUAUUUACAAAUACUAUAAAAAGGAAUAUUUUUUAUUUUAUGUACAUAUCGGAUAAAGUUCUUUAUUUGUUACAGCUAUGCACUGUAAAACGCAGCCUUUUUUAAAGAUGAGGAGACAAUUUCUUAAUUCAGAAUGUCGAUCUGUAGUAAUUACAAUACUGUAAAACAUAUUGUACACCUACAUGAUGUUUAGAAGACAUGCUAUGAUUGUAAAAAAAGAAAAAAAGAUGUGUCCGACUGCUCAUUUUGAGGGAGCAUGUGAACAAACGUCCUUUUUUAAGUUAUUUUGUUGGGGAAAAAAACAGUCAACCAUGUAUAGUUUUCUCUGUUUAUAACGUUUCUCAAUCAGUGUUUUUGCUUAUACAACCAGUGUAAAAUGCAUUUUUAACGUGUUUUUCAUGAUUGUAAAAAAAAGGUACCCCAUUUUUUUAUUAAUUAUUUCUGAAGCAAUCAAUAUAUACAGUAUAUAUAUACAUAUAUGUACAGUAUAUAUGCAAUUUGAUUUCAUUGCUUUGUACGGUUCUCCUUUUGAUUACCUUCAGUGAAAGACGAGCAUUCAAAUCUUUUCAAUCACAUAUUUAUCUAUUUAUUUUAAUAUUUGAAUCAAGACUAUUUAUGGGCUCCAUUAUGACAUGGCGUACCUCACGGGAUUUAUUUCCUGUUUAUGUUGUCCUUUCGAUUUGUGUUAUUUAACUUCCAAUCACUAGACAGGGUGUACAAUAAACGCUUUGGUGGGGAUAAUAUUACCUUCUAUGCCUUUCCAAAACAAUCAAAAACAUUCAGUGAAUCACUCCAGCAGUCAGCCCCCUCAUGGUUUUUAGUGAUUUCAUUCUGUCUCCACUAUCAGUCCCAUCUGCAGCACGUCGCUGGGUUUUUCUUUCCACACACACACACACACAUACACACAAACACCAGAACAUGAAGCAAUAAAAUGAUUUAGCAGGAAUUUUUGUUGUACCACUGUAAACACUUUGUUGUCAUCGCUCCACUCACGCUUGAUUAUGUGAAUGCCAAACAAAAGUUUACAAUUUCCUUUUCCUGAAUUUUUUAAAGAUCUUGUAUUUGAUGUACAAUAUAUAUAUAUAUACAUAUAUAUAUAUAUAUGUAUGUGUAUAUAUAUACAAAAUGAUGAUACUACUAAUAUUUACAAUAAUUACGAGAUGAUUAAUAAUAAUAAUGAUAAUAAUAUAAAUGAAAGAAAAAACUAUAUAAAAAGCAAUAAAUUAUUUUUCAGAGUUGUAUUUUAGCUCCUAUUGUUGUGUGAUUUUUGGACUUGACCCAUUACCCAGCCGCUGGUUAGCUAGGAUGACUCCAUUCCAGUAUCUUGGCAUUUCAUCGCCGUGACAUAUUACCCCGUGCGGUAAACACUUGAAUGUCCCCCCCGCCUCCCGCCUCCCGCUCUUCCCUUUAAGAUGUAAUUGAGUCUCUGUGAUUGUAAUGCACGCAUUACCUUGUGACAUCUGUGCAAAACGUGACUGACUCUUAACUCCGCCCUGUGCGUGCGUGUGUGUACGGCGUGCGUGUGUGUGUGUAAAAAACGUGUCGAGUUGUUUGUUGUGUAGUGCAUGGCUAUUACAGGAUGACAGUCGGUACGGUAUAUAUACCACUUUGGAUAUCUGCCUCUCAUCUGUCUUAACUGGCAGAUUUUAAAUGACAUUCUAUAAGCCUAGAGAAAACUACUCAACGAUGUAUCGCAUGCCGCACCACCGGCCCCCCUUCCACCCGCCCCGCCCUCACUCACAGUCCAGAUAUCACAGCGCCGUCGAAACAUGACAUAAAAGGUAACCUUGCGGUUUCUGGUUCAAUUAAUAUCCCGUUUCUAGCCUGAGCCAAGUAAUGAGAGAAGCAGGUUCCAUCACAGGAAGGAGAGAAAGCUUUGCUGAUCACAGGCGUCCCUUCAUGGAGUUUGACUGUGGAGACAAGAAACGGCUCGGUUUUAUGAUGCAAAGAGGCAAAAAUUGGUCGAGGGAUGGAUUUAAAAAAAAAAACUAAAAAAAACCCUUACCUGUGUUUUAAGGCAUUGUUUUACUUUCUUGCUGUCUGUAUCGCGUUUGGGUAAUGGUGUCGUGUCCCAUUUGAUAGAUGUGGCUUUAAUCAUUGUAAUAAAAAAAUGCUUUGUAAAUUGCCUAGAGUAGCAAUAUAUUAUAACACCUUAUGGUUCAAAUUUCAAAUGUGGCGGACUUUUUAAUAAUGUGACCUGCUGAGGACUUUGCCACUGCUUAAACGUUUGUUGGGUAAUUUUUUUUGGAAGGACAAUAUGUGUACGAGUGUGUGAAUGUGUGAUUUUAGGCAGGUAUGUGAGUGUGUGUGUGUGUUUGGGGUGGGGGAGGGGGUCGCUAUGGGAUGUUACCUGUUUGUGUCCUAUCCACGUUGCCUUCUGCCAAGUCCUUACCAAUGCCUUUGUGGUUCUACCUAUUGUACGACUUUCUUGUGAAUUUCAUUUUUUAUGUGCAAUUCUCAUCAGCCUCACCAUGCCAAUAAAGGGAAAUGUGUUUGAAAAAAAAAAAAAAA